GGCGGCACGGCGCGGCGGCCUGCGGCGCGGUGGCGCUGGUCUGCGGCGGGCGCGGGCUGCGGCGGUCAGUGUCGGCGAAGCAUGUGCUCAGGCGGGCGGGCGCCGCGGUCGCUCGCGGGGCCGCGGCGGGCAGCGACCGUGGCCCUUCCACUUGGUCGAGGUGGAGGGCGCUGGACUUGGCAUGGCUGCCGCCCGCGACUUCGCCGAGGGCGAGCUCGUCCUCUGCGAGGAGCCGCUGCUCGCAUUCGAGCUUUUCGGCGCAAGCCCGCGGCAGGAGGUGCUCGCGCAGUUCCAGGCGCUGGCCGAGGAGCGGAAGACGCUGGUGGCGGACCUUAGCGAUUGCUACGCGCUCCCCGGCCGCCCGAAGUCGCUGCACGGCAUCGUGGAGACGAACAACAUUGCAGUCUACUCGCUGGGCUUGGAGGCGGCCGCCAGCGCCCCCGCGAGCGCCCUCGGCGUGGUGGGCAACCUGCUGAGCCGCAUGAACCACUCGUGCGCCCCGAGCUGCGAGGCGAGCUGGACCAGCUCGCGAAGGGCCUCGGGGAGGAUCCAGGUGCGCACGAGCUCGGCCGUCCAGGAGGGUGCCGAGCUGACCCUCUUCUACGAGGGGGGCCUGCACUUGCGGGCUCCCCGAGCGGAGCGCCAGGGCGCGCUGUCCGGCUACGGCUUUCGUUGUGCCUGCGAGGUGUGUCGCCUCCAGGGCGAGGAGGCGCAGCGGAGCGACGAGCGGCGGGCGCGGAUGGGCCACGUGUGGCGGGGCCUCUGCAGCGGCGGUGCGGAGGAUGCGGCGCGGCCAGCGCCGGAGGCUCUGCAGGAGCUGCUGCGGCUCUACGACGAGGAGGGUAUCCUUGCGCACUCCAUGCGCUUCCAGGCCACUCGCCUCGCGCUGGAGGGGAGCACGGCGCCCGAGGAGGCGCUGCAGCUGCACGGGGCCGCGCUGGGGCACCUGGCCGCGUGGCUGGGCGAGGAGCACCCCUCGGUGGAGUGGUGGAGGCGCAGGGCCCCCGAGCAGUAGGUCGGAGGAAGAGGAGGUGCCGCCAUCGCUACCCCCGACUGCACGUAAGAGGGACCCUUCGCCGGAGUGACCUUUCGGCGGCGAGCGAGGGGGGGAACUGAGAAGGAGAAGGCCUUCUCAGAAGGCGGCGGGACUUCUCAGAAGCCCUCGCGCCUUCUGAGAAGUUUUUCUUGUCUUCGGGGAAGGCUUAGAAAACUUCUCAGAAGUCCGGGUGACUUCCCAGCCUUCUGAGAAGACACGCCCCUUCUCACUUCCCCCCCUGGCUCGCCGCCUAACCUUUGCUGCGGGCCCAUCGGGGCCCCCACGAUCGUUGAGCGUUUUGCGAUGGCGGCUGCUCGCGCACUUUGGAUUUGGCCGUGUUGCGCCCCCUGCCUCCGAGCACCCAGGGCCAUUCUUUUGCCCAGGUCACCCUUGAGGCGCAGGCCCCCCGAGCCGUAAGUCCGAGGAGGAAGAGGUGCCGGUACCGCCACCGCCACCCUCGCCCGGCCUUCGUCUCCGGGGGCCCUCCUGGGAGGCCCUCGUCGCCGUCGCUGGGUGCGCCUCGAGCUCCUGGACAGAGCGCAUCCCAGGAGGGUCAGGCGCGCAGAGAUCCCGGGGCGCUGGGGCGUAGGCGCGACGCCCGCUCGCGCGCGCGCGCGCCCGGGCCCGCCCUGGGGGAGGGAGAUCUGCGAGCCUUGGGCGGUGUGCGGCGGCAGCACAGAUCUCCGACGA
Molecule: messenger RNA, 1726 nt
Organism: Prorocentrum cordatum
Lineage: Eukaryota; Dinophyceae; Prorocentrales; Prorocentraceae
Source: the annotation of a GenBank genome assembly